This is a messenger RNA of Sardina pilchardus (European sardine), 6561 nucleotides long. RefSeq names its product zinc finger protein 507 (gene znf507). Gene Ontology annotation, cellular component: nucleus. Gene Ontology annotation, biological process: positive regulation of transcription by RNA polymerase II. The transcript is spliced from 7 exons. The record is from RefSeq and is a predicted model, not a curated record. NCBI's taxonomy places the organism in Eukaryota, Metazoa, Chordata, Actinopteri, Clupeiformes, Clupeidae. Bases 137 to 3445 code for a protein of 1102 amino acids.
GUGAUCGCUAUCCCAUUCUCGCCAUUUUGAGCAGCAGUGUGUGUGAGAAAAGGGGAGCCCUUUCUUCUUACUGUCUUAGAAUACAUGGAAAGUUUAAUUGCUGAGGCCAAAGAUCGCUGAGAAUACUCGCACCAGUAUGGAGGACAGCAGUGGUGUGGCAGUCCUCAUCCCCCACACCAGGAGCCAGCAGGACACAGUCUUCAUCCCCGACCGGAUGGCAGCCUCUAUGGCCUCGUGCCUCCAGGGGGGUGAGGAUGAGCAGGCGAGCCAGCAGCCAGAGCAGCAGCAGCAGCACCACCACCACCAUCGGCAAGCGGCCGACUCUCUGAUCCAGGUGAUCGAGAAGCUCAGCAAGAUCGUGGAGAAGCGGCCGCGGCGCUGGAUCCCAGGAGGCAGGAAGAGGUUGCCUCUGGCCCGCUGCGUCUCCCCACCCGCCAGCCCCUCCAGCCAGAGGCAGCCCAGCCCCGAGCGGCCGUCGCCCUGCAAGAGGCUGCGCCAGGAGGAGGAAGCGGCGUCGGCGUCGGCGUCGUCGGCGGAGGCUGAAGGAGGUGCGGAGGCGGGCCAGGCGUCCGGGUCGGAGGCGGCGGUGGGCCGGACGGUGACGUGCUACCAGUGCAGCCUGUGCCGCUUCCUGUCCCCCACGCUGGGGGUGCUGCGUGAGCACCUGCGGCAACACAACGAGCAGCACAGCGAGCUGCUGCUCAUGUGCUCCGAGUGCCGCUUCACCUCCAGACGCCAGGACCAGCUGGAGGCCCACGUACGCCAGCACCUGGAGCACGCCGAGCAAGCCGCCGCCGCCGUCGCCGUCGCCACCGCCACCGCCAUCAGGCCCGCGGGAGGGACGGAGCCUUCCGGAAGGUCCGCGGAGGAGGUCUCGGCGUCGUGCGCUGGCGAGGCCGGGAGGAAGUGGUACAGCUACGAGAGCGGCACGUACCGCUGCCUGAUCUGCAGCUACACGUGCGUGCAGCAGCGCAUGCUCAAGACGCACGCCUGGAAGCACGCCGGCCUGGUGGACUGCUCCUACCCCAUCUUCCAGGACGAGGCCGAGCAGCCGGGACGCCGGGACGCCACCGCGACCCCGGCGCCCAGUUACGGCGCCGCCCUUCCUCACCUCCAGGAGGAGGAGGAGGAGGAGGAGGAGGACGAGGAGGAGGAGGCCGCCAUCGUGCUCCUGGCCGCAGUAGGAGAGAAGCCCCAGGCCCUGCACUCAGCGCCCGGCCUGCAGAUUGAACUGUGCGGCUCAGCGGAAGCCCUCUGUGGGGACGGAGAGGAGGUCAAGCAGAGUCUGCUGGACCAGCAGGCGUUCUCCUCCAAAGGGCACGACGCGGGCGAGGGGUCGGUGCUGGAGGUGCAGGUGGCCACGGAGACGGAGCCGGCGGCCGAGGUGGAGCUGGAGCCGGACGGACGGCAGGCGGGCAGUAGCGUUGCCGCGGCGACGGACAGCCUCCUGAGCUCGGCGCAGAAGAUCAUCAGCUGCCGCGGCAACAGCGCCGGACACGUCAACGUCAUCGUGGAGAGGCUGCCCUGCGCCGAGGCGCCCGUCACCAGCAAGCCCCUCCUCCUCAGCCCCGAGGUGGGCGGGGACAAGAACCUGCUGGCGGCCGAGGAGGUGCAGCUGGAGUUGGACGGCCAGCCCCACGCCGUCUUCUACCAGGAGCCGGAGGAGGUGGUGAUGGAGGUGAAGGAGGCGCAGGAGGAGGAGGACGAGGAGGAGGAGGAGGAAGAGGAGGAGAGCAGCUGUGCGGCGGAGCUGUCCCGAGACGAGAACGUGCCCCCGGCCCGCAGGAGGACCCACUCGGAGUCUCUGCGCCUGCACUCGCUGGCGGCCGAGGUGCUGGUCGCCAUGCCAACGCGCGCCCCGCAGAUGAGCCGGCCGGGGUUAAAGGUCACGGCCGCCGCCGCCCCGCGCCCUCCGAGUCCCGACGACACGGGCCAGCGUCCGGCAGAGACGCCCGCGCUCGCCAAUCACCAGCACAAGACCGGCCCCGCGGUGCAGCUGGCCCUGGGGGGGGACGUCCCCGACUCGCUGCUGGAGCAGCCCAGAGAGGACGGCCUGGCCGAGGGGGGGGGGCCCACCAAGGCUGCGGGCAUCAGCAUGUCCCUGCUGACCGUCAUCGAGCGGCUCCGCGAGCGCUCCGACCAGAACGCCUCGGACGAGGACAUCCUCAAAGAGCUGCAGGACAACGCCCAGAGCCAGCCCUCGGGGACCGCGUCCGGGGCGGGCAGCACGGGUACGGGCACAGUAGGCAGCGCCACCACCGCGGGGGACCCGGCCCUGCUGGCCGAGGGGGGCCUGGUGGAGUUUGUGGCGGGCAGCGAGCGCCCGUACCGGUGCCGUCUGUGCCGCUACAGCAGCGACAACAAGGGCUACCUGAAGCAGCACCUGCGGGUGCACCGCCACAAGCAGCCCUACCAGUGCCCCAUCUGUGAGCACGUGGCCCGCGACAGCAAGGACCUGGAGAGCCACACCAUCCACCACUGCAAGACUAGGACCUACGCCUGCAAGCAGUGCAGCAAGGCCUUCUACUACAAGAGUCAGCUGAGGAGUCACGAGCGAGACCAGCACGGGGUGGGCGACGCCACGGCAACGCUGACGCCCCUCGCGGAAACCACGGCGAUCACGCUCGAGGAGCCGGACAGGACGACAGAAGAAGUGCCAGAUCCAGUCAGCAGCACCCAGAGGGUGUACAAGUGCGAUGUGUGUGACUACACCAGCUCCACCUAUGUGGGCGUCAGGAACCACCGCAGGAUCCACAACUCCGAUAAGCCCUACAGGUGCUGCAGCUGUGACUUUGCCACCACCAACAUGAACAGCCUGAAGAGCCACAUGAAGAGGCACCCUUUGGAGCACCAGGCGGUCCAGCUCCUGGAACAAUACAGGUGCUCCCUCUGUGGCUACGUGUGCAGCCACCCUCCGUCCUUGAAGUCGCACAUGUGGAAGCACGCCGGGGAUCAGAACUACAACUACGAGCAAGUGAACAAGGCCAUUAAUGAAGCCAUCUCCCAGAGUGGCCGUUCUCCCACUGCCAGCCAGAAGGCGCCCGCGGUGGCAGAGCCCAAGGCCGACGCCCCCGUGGUCCUGCUGAGCAGGCAGGAGAGCCUCCCGGCGGUUCCCAGCGGACCAGCGAGGCCGGCCGCUCCCGGGGAGGGCGCCGUGGGCACGUGCGCCUGGGAGAGGCCGGAGGGAGGCGCGGGCAUCGGCAUCGGCAGCUUGCUGCCACCAGCCGCCAAGGAGCGUGCGGGCCUGGAGUACUGCAUGCUGCUCUUCUGCUGCUGCAUCUGCGGCUUCGAGUCCACCAGCAAGGAGCAGCUGCUGGAGCACAUGAAGGAGCACGAGGGAGACAUCAUCAGCAUCAUCCUCAACAAGGAGCAGCAGCAGCAGCAGCAGCAGCAGCAGCAGCAGCAAUCCCCGUCGCUGCCAGCAGAGGGCAGUGUGGAGCCGUGAGAGAGCGCACUGCCUCUGUGCCUCACCUUUCUCUCUCUCUCUCUCUCUCUCUCUCCCUCUCUCUCGCUCCCCUCACUUGUUUAUCUGUCUCUCUGUUUGUCCGUCUCUAUCCCCACACACUGGAGAGCCAGUAAAUGCUUCACACUGAGCCAGUGCACUUUACUCACACACAGAGACACACACUCAUGCAUACAUAUCAGGCGAUCAACAUGCUAGCUUAGGAAAUGGGUUGUGUUGUUUUCCCCCAAAAUGGCCUCCCAGUUCCCCCAUCAAUUUCUCCUCACCAUUGCCUUUCCUGUUCAGAAGAUGGCCUCUACCUCCCCCUUUGCAUGAACUCAAGAAAGGGUCUUGGCGGAAACAAAAAGAAGCCUCAGAUAGCCUUGUAGUGUUUACAAGCGUAGGCUAAAACAUUGUUGUACAAUAGCUGAAGUAGGGAUUUAAUAUAAGGCCUUUCAUACCUCACAUCUAGACUCAGCAUAAAUGAGCAGCUUUGCUUAGAAAAGGUUUGUAUUGCAACAAACAAAAGGCAGCUUCUCUAGUUCACUGUAAUGGUAUUUAUGCGGACAUGGUUUAGGUUGUACUGGCCUUGCUAGCCAUGUCACAGGAGUAGAGUAGAUGCUUGGGUUACGGUUUCUUUAAUCAGUUUUACUUGCAUUGAUAUUUAUCCACUUUAUUUAUAUUCCCGCAUUUAUUUCCGUUAUGUCUAUUGGCAUGCACUUGUGUGCUUUUACAGAAAUAUGUACACACACACACACAUUCAUACGCGCACACAAGAAGCACACACAGGUGCUGUGUACACACACAAGCACCCACAUAAACAUACUCAAGGAACAUCUUCGCCUUUAUGAAGGGUUGAGGGUUGCUCUUUGUUUGGUGCUCUUAAACGUUAGCCCUCUGUGAAGACUGUCCCUGAGUUGAAGGUCAGUUUGAGGAAUGUGUUCUCCACCUCAGUCGCGCCAGUAAAAUGCUAUGUAGUCCAUUGCCAUCUGCCGUUGCUGUCUUUUAAGACGCCACUCUUAGAUUGUCUCCUUGGUCGUUUGUCAACAGUAUGCUACAUCACCAGAGAACUGUAAUUUAUCUGGUAGUACAAUUGCUACUAGUAUUUAUUAUAAGAUAAUGUGUCAUUGUUUUUCGAUAACUCUGAGAUUUCCAUGAUUAUUAUUAUUAUUAUUAUUAUUAUUAUUGAAUUUCCAAGUUUUGAAAGAGAUUUGUCUUAGGAAUUAUAGUCUGUAGAGUGAGAAGUUUAAGUAUGUAAUGUAGAACCAAACCGACAGGGUCAAACCUCAGUGCGUUUGUAGUUAUUUUAUUCAACAGUUAGCCUAAAUGAGGAGCUCAUUCUCACACUGGUCCAAUUUCCCAUUUGCGCUUGGCGUUCACCUGCCUGUGAUUUCUCCUGUAUGGUCAUGGUAGACUCCGCUCAGACCAACCGAGCCGUUCAGCCCAUCUCUACCUCCACUCCCAGAUUGUCUGCCCUGAAGGCCCCUGACCUCAGUAUCUCACUCUGUGAGCGAGGAGACGUUAUUCUGUAUGCAGAAUAUUUCUCACAGAAUCAUUUGCAUUCGCCUUCUGCUGCUCGUGUCAACAGAAAGCUAUGCAAAAUCAUGGGGCUAAAAUGAAAAUCCAUAAUUCAUGGGGUUUCUUCUUUUUUUUUUUGGAAAGGAUUUGUAUAGCAAAAGUGUAUCAAAGAAAUGAAAUCGUUAUCUUUGCUGUGUCGAGGGGAAGAGGGUAAAAAAAGUCAUUAACAUACCAGAUGAUGAUUGUCUUGGCUUCAUUUACAAUUCAAAAUGAUGUGGCAAUGUGCUACUAUGGCUUGCAUGUUAAUCCAGGCCUAGCAUCCUGCUUGGCAUGACGGAAGUGCUUGGACAGGGGCAGGUGAAUUCCUUACAUGUUACCCCCUACACCCCCACACCCCCCAGGUUUCUUCUUGUGUUGUAACAUGCACGACCACUAUAAAGAGUCUUGAUGUGCAAGCCUUCUUUCAAGUUAGGAAAGCGACUGGCAUUGACUGUAUUGAUUGAGCUACCCAAGUGUUCCAUACAUUAAGCAUUCAGCACACCAAGUCUCCCUCAUUCCUCUGAACCUCUGAAAGUUGAAAGGAAAAAAAAAAGGAUCAAAGGGCAAAAGUUUUUGUUUGACUUAGCCAGUUGUAUAUGGCUUUUUUAUCUUCUUUUUUAAGCAACAAGGUUGGUGUUCGCUCCCCAUUCUCCUGAAUCUGUUUACGUGGGGACCAUGACUCCUCACAUGGACUGUGAAACCUCAAGCCUCCAUCAAGCCUUCGCACUUCCUGUCCACGGAUGCUAAAUCAAAAACAACAGUGACUGAAUGCAUUCUUACAAAUUUGAACUUUGUACAUUGAACAUUGACGAAACAUUUGUGGGCAGGUUCGCCUGGAAAAUGUCCCUUAUUCAUAUCGGCCUGGGAUGUUAACGAAUAAGAAGGAUCCUGAUGCCAUUUCAAGAAAUGAUGAGUGUUCUGAAGGGAUCCCACUUGUGUGCCUUCCAUUUUGAACCUGAAUCACAGAGAUGAUACAUGGCAGUGUUAAGCUACAUGUAAGGCUGUAAGUCAUGGGUACCAUGGAGACCCUUGUGGCAUCAUGGUAACCCUGAAUUGAGUUCUCGUUUCACUGUUGUCUUCUCUCAGUGUGGGAAGCAUCGCAAGCUAUGGUACUGUACUGGUCUGGCAUCCAACAUGUAAGAUGUAUACUGUAGAAUUGAAAACUGACAUGCUUUUGUAAAGAAUAUCUAUUUUUCUAAAUGCCUUGUUAAAACACUACAGGGAAAAAUACAAGAAUAGCCAACUUCAGAUUUUUUUUUUUUUAAGCCAAAGUAUCAAGGGGUGGUUUUCUCUUCAUUGCAUCGUAUAUGAGGGAAUGACUAGUUUUAGUAACUUAAUUUAGCACAAUGAGCUGCAUGUUUUGGUGCCAAAGGAGGGAAUGAUUUCUGAGCUCAGGGUGACUAUCAACAUGGCUCAAGUCUUCUCUCCUACAGGAUUCAAAUGUUCUCAUCAACUACAGCCAAUUCUGGCGUUAUGUUAAUGUUCAAGUUCAGCUCAGUCAAUGUAUUAUGUUAUGAUUUUGCCAAUGUAUUUUUGGUAAUAAAGGUUAAGAUAAGACCUAC